Molecule: messenger RNA, 1566 nt
Organism: Choloepus didactylus (southern two-toed sloth)
Lineage: Eukaryota; Metazoa; Chordata; Mammalia; Pilosa; Megalonychidae
Gene: CHCHD3
Product: coiled-coil-helix-coiled-coil-helix domain containing 3
Exons: 9
Coding region: 188-868 (226 amino acids)
Biological process (GO): inner mitochondrial membrane organization
Cellular component (GO): MICOS complex; mitochondrion
Source: RefSeq, a predicted model, not a curated record
UGUUGUGGAGCGCGACCGGAGGGGGAGAGAGCUCAGGAUCGGCGCCUUCUCCUUGCAUGUUGGGGUCGUGGCCUUGGUCCCUCUGUGCAAGGAAAGGCUUCGGGCUCCUUUAUGCACGUGUGUGCGCUUGGGGCGUGAAGUGCCCGUGGGUCGGCAUUAGACUGCUUCGGGGACAGAAGCGAAAGCCAUGGGCGGGACGGGCAGCACCCGCCGGGUCACCUUCGAGGCGGACGAGAAUGAGAACAUCACCGUGGUGAAGGGCAUCCGGCUUUCAGAAAACGUGAUUGAUCGAAUGAAGGAGUCUUCUCCAUCUGGUUUGAAGUCUCAGCGGUAUUCUAGUGGUUAUGGUGCCUCAGUUUCUGAAGAAGAGUUGAAAAGAAGAGUAGCUGAGGAGCUGGCAUUGGAGCAAGCCAAGAAAGAAUCUGAAAAUAAAAAACGACUGGACCAAGAGAGGGCUACUGCCAAUGAGCAGUUAACCAGAGCCAUUCUUCAAGAGAGAAUAUUAAAUGAGGAGGAACGCUCUAAGGCAAAGCACCUGGACAUUGAAGCCAAAGCUAAGCAGUUGGAAGAGAAAGACCGAGUGAUAAAGAAGCAGGAUGCGUUCUACAAAGAACAGCUGGCUAGACUGGAGGAGAGGAGCUCAGAAUUCUACAAAGUCACCACUGAGCAAUAUCAGAAAGCUGCUGAAGAGGUGGAAGCAAAGUUCAAGCGGUAUGAGUUUCAUCCAGUCUGUGCUGAUCUGCAGGCCCAAAUCCUCCAGUGUUACCGCCAGAACACCCACCAGACCCUCAGCUGCUCUGCUCUGGCCAGUCAGUACAUGCAGUGCGUCAAUCAUGCUAAACAGAGCAUGCUUGAGAAGGGAGGAUAAAAUCAGCUUUUAAGGCAAGCAAAACUCCAUCGACAUUAAUUCCAGAGGUGGACCUUUUUUCUUUUCCCCUAAGAAGAAAAUAACAUAUUUAAAGAGAAGAACAUUAAAGAGAAGCACCAAAGAGCAGUCGACAGAAGCAUAUCACAGUUUGAUCAGCAACAAUUUGAAAAGCCAAGGCCUAGAGCAGCGAUCAGUCUUAUUAAAGGACACUCUUCAGUAUUAGUAAAACCUAUUUAUGAUUAUUAAAAGGGAAGCUCAGACCUCUCCACCUUUUUGUACUUUCCAUUCAAAUUCUGAUCAUCUUUCUCUAUAACCAGGCUCCAUCCUUUGGUGAAUCUCCACUCUAACAAAGAGGGGAGGGGCCUAAAUUAAUUCGAGGAGAGGGCAUAAAAUGUCCAUCUUGGGGCACCAAUGCUGGAUGGAACCACGUAGGCUGUGGCAUGUGGCUUUUCUCUCUUUUUCUGUUCUCCUUUGAGCUAUUUCAUUUAAACUUAUGGUGAUCAUGCAAGCAAGAAGACAAAAAGAGAAAAUGUACCUAUUUUACUGGAAUAAUGUUUAUGAUUACAAGUGAAAUAAGGCAUUUUUUUAACCAACAUAAAGGCAACCUUGGCUUACACAACCUCUUCUCUAUCGUGUAUACUGACAUCUAUAGUUCAGUCAACAUCAAUAAUAAAUAUAUUUUCUGACGAAGACUGGCA